This is a messenger RNA of Thunnus maccoyii (southern bluefin tuna), 2828 nucleotides long. RefSeq lists its product as uncharacterized. The transcript is spliced from 10 exons. The record is from RefSeq and is a predicted model, not a curated record. Bases 511 to 2100 code for a protein of 529 amino acids. Gene Ontology annotation, biological process: negative regulation of autophagy. Lineage: Eukaryota; Metazoa; Chordata; Actinopteri; Scombriformes; Scombridae.
AUUUGGUAGACAAUGCAACAUGUGACAAGGGGUCCCGAGUAGACUUUGCUUUAUUUGAAGGACUUGCAGGCCAAAAAGGUCUGUAUCCACUGACUUAGACCACUUUCCUACGUUUGAGCAUGCUGCCACCUAGCGGCCAUUGCGUAUAUAGCAUCGCUGCUGCCUGUUGCAACCCCCACAGUGUGCAAAACUUUCACCAGCAAUGUGUGACACAUCUCAGUGUUGCUGUGCCUCAGGAAACGUGCACUUCCGUCUUCUGUCGCCUCUUGCAAGACAUUUUCAUUCUCAGACCUCUGCUGUGUGAAGAAAGAUGUAGCUACAUUAGUGCCUGGCUAUGAAGCCACAUCUAUUUAUAGACUCCUUAUCGUCAAACAAGCAAGAGCGCAACUGCAGUUCUGCCCAACCAGUAGCAGUGUUUUCAGAUGAGGGAGCUUUGCUUUCAUUUUCUAAUAAGAGAGGCGAGGAACUGAUUUGAAGUUGAGGGCCGUGACACUUUUUGACGAGGAACUGAUGGAGUUUUCUGAGCACAUUAAGACCGCCAAUGUGGAGGAUGUUGUGCUCCGGCAGCCACUUCACCCACCGGGCAGAGGCACCCUGUGCAUCACCGGCCACCACCUGCUCUUCUCGGACAGGGAGGAGGGCAGCUCUCGGCAGGUUUUACUGCUCCUCAGGAACAUCGAUGCCAUUGAGAAAAGGAUAUCUGGAUCCUCAGGGACGAUUACCAUCAAGUGUAAAGACCUACGUGUGCUCCAGCUUGACAUCCCAGGCAUGGAGCAGUGUCUCAACAUUGCACGCUCUAUUGAGACCCUGUCCUGUCUGGACUGUGUGUCGGAGAUGUACCCUUUCUUUUACAGACCUCCUGAUCUCAAUCUCCAGGACCAGUGGGGUCUCUCAUCCCCUGAAAAGCACUACACUCAAAUGAAGGAGCUCCACAAUAGGUGGAGACUGAGCACUGUGAACAGAGACUACACAGUGUGUCCCUCCUACCCUCCAGCUGUCAUUGUUCCCAUGGAUGUAGACGAUGACGCGCUGAAGAAGGUGGCCAAAUUCAGACAGGGAGGACGCUUCCCUGUCCUCUGCUACUACCACAGGAAGAAUGGCAUGGUAAUCGUGCGCAGCAGUCAGCCACUGACGGGAGCCAAUAGGAAGCGCUGCAGGGAAGAUGAGCACUUCUUCCAGGCUGUGAUUGACGGCUCAGACAAAGGUUACAUUAUUGACACACGCUCCAGUCAGCAGGCGCAACAGGCCCGGAUGACAGGUGGAGGCUUUGAAUCCAAAUCGUGCUACAACCGCUGGAAGAGACUGCACAGACAGAUGGAAAGGGGUAAAGCACUCCAGGAGAGUCUAAUUAAGCUGGUGGAGGCCUGUGGCGACGAGUCCCACAAUAUGGACCGUUGGCUCAGUAAGCUUGAAAAUUCUAAGUGGCUGUCUCACGUCCAGACUGCUCUGUCAACAGCUGGCCUGCUGGCAGAGUGUGUGGAGAGGGAUGGUCAUUCAGUCCUGGUGCACGGCUCUGAAGGGAUAGACUCCACUUUGCUCAUCAGCACUCUGGCACAGCUCAUCAUGGACCCAAGCUGCCGCACACUGGAGGGCUUCCUGGCUCUGCUGGAGAGGGAGUGGAUACAGGCAGGACACCCAUUCCAGCAGCGAUGUGCCCACUCAGCCUACUCCCAUGCUCGUCUCCAGCAGGAGUCCCCAGUCUUCCUGCUGCUGCUGGACUGUGUGUGGCAGCUGUGGCGCCAGUUCCCCCUAGCACUGGGCUUCUCUGAGGCUCUGCUCCUGAGGCUGGCGACUGAAGCCUACGCCUCUGACUACGGAACCUUCCUCUGUAACAACAAUCAGGAGAGGUGUGCUCUAGGGGUGAGGGAGAAGACUCACUGUUUGUUCCAGGCUCUGCUUAGGCCCAGGGACAGAGAGCACUACUCCAACCCCUUGUAUGAACCCACUGAGCUGGCCAUCUGGCCUUCAGUCCACCCUCAGUCCCUGCAGCUGUGGAAAGGCUUUUUUCUGAGGUGGACCCAACAGGCUCGCCACCUAGAAGAAGCCCAGGAAGAAAUAAGGAACAUGGUCAUUGAGUGGGGGAAGCUGGCUCUGAGCUGAUGAUCUUUCAGUGUACAGACCAGUGCAGUGGAGAUGAUGAUAAUGAACAUUUGAGGGAAAUGAACAUAAAUAGGAAUGUUACCAAUGUGCAAUGUCUUUCAACUGUUGAAUUGUUCCUCAUAUCUUUUAACGGUGUUUUAAAGUACAGUAAUUUUCAUGCUUUCAUAAAAAUUGUGUUGGAAAAAAAAAACAGAAUUAUUGGUGUGAUUUAAAGUGUAGUAAAAAUUGUGGGAAAUAUGCUUGUUAUCACCCAGAGGUUGUGAGGCAACCAGCAGAGACUUUGGGAAGUUUCUGCUACUAGCCAAGAAAUAGUCCAUUUGUAAAACCACAAAUUAUUGACCAUAUUUACACUUCUGUUUUUGCUUAGAUUAAACAAACAAUAUAUAACAUUAAAUUAGUGAGCUAUAGAGGUGCUUGUAGGCACAUCUUGUUACCUUCAGACAGAGCCAUGCUAACUGUUUUCCUCUGUCUUUAUGCUAAGCUAAGCUAACCAGCUACUGGCUCCAGCUUCAUAUAGAAUGGUCAGAUAUGAGACUGAUAUUGAUCUUUUCAUCUAACUCUCAGAAAAUGUAGAACUAUUCCUUUAAAGCUGUUUAGCCCUCUUUUACUUCAUAUUUUUUAGUGCUUUAAAAACUGCCCACAGAGUGUUUUAUUUUCUCUAAUUAUUGCCUUUGUUUUUCAUAAUUUCAAAAGGUUAAUUAUUUUCCCACACAAAUCAACUCGCAUAU